This is a messenger RNA of Spirometra erinaceieuropaei, 4251 nucleotides long. The record is from the annotation of a GenBank genome assembly. Lineage: Eukaryota; Metazoa; Platyhelminthes; Cestoda; Diphyllobothriidea; Diphyllobothriidae.
AUGCGGGAGGACGGGAGGAUUCUCGGUGUGCGCGACGUCUGCCGCCAACAGGGUCUGCCAUCGCAUCCCCAGAUGUUGCCGUUUGUUAUGGUGCACAUUUCGAUAACGACUACCGGGAUCCGAUAUGGUCCCCGUGUUGGACAAGCGCAUCUACCACGUGGUUCAUUUGGGGGGUAAACAUACAUAGAUACAUGAAACGACAAUUCGACCGUCGUUGUCGACAAUGCCCACCAUGUGCCCCAGAGAAAGGUGGUGCAGAGACGGUGACUUGUGUGUGAAUUAGUUUAUAGUGGUAAUAGACUUGCGAUGCAUCUACCGCACUCUCUCCUCCACACCUGGACCCGGUGUAAAGACACAUUCGGGAAGGCUGGAGGCGGGAGAGGACACGCAGACAAGGACCGCACCUAGGCGUACUACCACACACUCUAGUCCACAACAAACAAUUGGCUAGGAUUCUACCAGCAAAUAACAGUGAUAGAAGCGAACAGGCGAGUUCCAGGUAGUAGUUCAGAAGACGAAGAUGUGAUCACUGGAUCAAGAAAUUUAUUGGCCUGACGUUUCGUAUUCUCACUCGAAUCCAACAUCAGAGACAGUCGCAGAUAAGGGUAAUGGUGGCGCAAGGAGUGCAGUAUUUAUAGCACGUGGCUGCCGUGCGACCAUAUGCGCACUGUAAUUAACAGCUCCCGCAAUCACAUCUGGGGUCAUAAUUGAUGCGGUGGUGGCUUUUCAGUCCGCGUCCGAGUAGUUAAUGGCCGCGAUUUCGUCAUCCGUGCUCGAUGCUGGUGUGACGAUUGCUCGGCAAACUGGCUCACUGUCACCGUGAUAAUUGCUCACCCGCGCCCUCCCCACGUGACUGAUUCUCCUGCCCAGGGAAAAUCGCAAAACGGAAUAGGCCACCGGGAGGUCAUUGUGUUUGUUGAUGGAUUGCGGGCCUGAGAACCAUGACUCGAGCAGCUCGCGGCUCACGCGGUUGUCACCCCUUGCGAGGAUUUCGGCCUCUUGAAAUUUGAAAUUAUGACCGGGUCCCGUCGAGUGUGCCGCCACCUGAGAGCUAGCGUCUCCCCGCCUCACCGCUGCUGCGUGCUCGGCAAUUCGCGUACGGAGUAAUCUCCCAGUUUCUGCGACGUAGUUGCUUUGUCCGCAACUACACCAGAUCCGAUAAACGAUUCCAGACGUUUUCUACCGCGACAGUGGGUCGAGCGAUCGUCACACCAGCAUCCAGCACGGAUGACGAAAUCGCGGCCAUUAACUACUCGGACGCGGGCUGACAAGCCACCACCGCAUCAAUUAUGACCCAAGCUGUGAUUGCGAGAGCUGUUAAUUACAGUGCGCAUAUGGUCCCACGGCAGCCACGUGCUAUAAACACUGCACUCCUUGCGCCACCAUUAUCCUUAUCUGAGACUGUCUCUGAUGUCGGAUUCGAGUGAGAACCCGAGACGUCAGGCCCAUAAAUUUCUUGAUCCAAUGAUCACACCUUCGUCUUUUGAAACGACAAUGAGCCAGAAAGAGACGGGUGAAAUAAGUCACUAUGAACAGGACCUAUCUAUACAGCGGGUGCGAAAGCGUAUAUAUGAGCCAGACAAGUACCAGCGCACUCUGGGCUAUGAGUGCCAUGCUUUGCUGAAUCACGGCAUAGCAACCGCAUACAGUCCUUAAAGCCGGAAGGGCGAAACGCACCCUGCAUUUGCCUGGGCCAUCAAAAUUCAAAGGCUGAAUAAUCAACCAAUCAUUGACUAGGAGGCACUAACCAUACACACACACCUAUUCCGCACAAGUGUGGGAGUGCCAGAGGUCGAGUUAAGAAUGAACCGUGGCUGCCUGAAUCUCACCUCAUCAGCCCGCCACUCUACAUGCAAACGCACACAAUUUGGCUGACUGAGUUGAGGCGCAACGUGAUAAUCUCAGAUUUGGACUUCAUAUUCGGCAGAGGAGCCACAUGCAGAAGAGGCCGAGACGCACACUUCUCACUUGCCAGAGAGGUGUCAGUUGAGUGCCUUACGUUGUGUGGUGCAGGUGUUGGCGGGAGAGUGUGGUAGUGUGGUAUAGCCGGCGGUUGUCUACAGCAGGUUUUCACAGAUGCGCAUGUGACCUAGUUCGCCCAUGCGGUGGUUGGAUAUCCAGGAGCAAUGAGGGCAGCUGAGGCGGGUGCGGCGAGGGCACAGCAGGUGAGCUAACUCGUGAAAUGUCAACCGAAAUUCCGAAAUGUGUUUUCGUUUGGAAAAGAUUAAUUAAGCAGGGUUGUAAAACCAAUCACCGUGCAGCAUAAUUCUAUUACAUUUCAGCUACCACAGGAUGCCGGCUUUCAAACAAACUUCUUUUCGGCUACAUGCGGGAACUACACUCUGCAAAAAAUGACUGCUUAAAUAACAUGCAUCUUUCUCUUUGAUUUUCGAUGCCCUUAGAAGUUUAAUUCUAUUUCAUGGAAAACGCAUUAAAAUAUUCACUAUUCUACUCAUUCGGUCGGAAAACACGUCUUCUUUCAAUUUUAUGCGCAAAGAAAUGGUUUAAUUCGGUUUCAGAAAACUCUUUUCAAUUCCCGAAUAAUUUUGAACUCCACCUGCCGCUACACUUGGAUUCAGGGUUUCAAAAAUACAAGCCGUAUAUUUUCCGCGUACGGAAAACCACGCAUUUCUCUAUGGUAAUAAAGGAGAGCCCUAUAGGGUUCAUAACAUGUAGCAGUGGAUUUGAUCCAUAUUAGUAACUUUACAAGCCACAUUAGUAAAUGUAGAGACAUGACGUUUUAUGAACGGCCAUUUCACGGUAUUAAAAAAUCUCGCAAUUACAAACUUUUUUAAAACCGGAUUAAACCAUUUCUUUGCGCAUAAAAUUGAAAGAAGACGUGAUUUCCGACCGAAUAAGUAGAAAAAUGAAUAUUUUAAUGCAUGUUUACCAUGAAAUAGAAUUAAACUUUCAAGGGCAUCGAAAAACAAAAGAAAGAUGCGUGCUAAUUAAGCAGUCAUUUUUUGUAGAGUGUACUUCCCGCAUGCAGCCGAAAAGAAGUUUGUUUGAAAACCGGCAUCCUGUGGUAGCUGAACUGUAAUAGAAUUAUUCUGCACGGUGGUUGGUUUUACAACCCCACUUAAUUAAUCUUUUCGAAACGAAAACGCAUUUCGGAAUUUCGGUUGAAAUUUAACGAGUUAGCCCACCUACUGUAUGUGUGUGUGUGCGCCAGGCACUGGUUCGCCAGUCUCUGUGCGAUGGAUUCACUAGUGACCGAUUGGGCCGAUGUCUGAGGUGAAUGUAAGGGGAUAUUGUGGGCAGUAUAGGUCUGGAGCAACGGCGUCGGUCUCCGCUGCCGUCGGUUUACGUACUUUGGGGAUGGGACAUCGGUUGGGUUAGGUGUGUCGAGACAGGACUUCAAGAAUUCUGAGUCUCCGCUAUGUCAUGAUUUAGCAAACCGUGAUCAUGGUAGCCUGGUGUGCGCUAGAAACUCUCUGGUUCCCUGUUGGUAGAUGAGCUCGCGCUCCCGCUGUGUACACAGGUCAUGAGCAUGGCUGCUCAAUAUGUGGAUAAAAUCCUGACCAAGUGUUAUUUGUGGACCAGAGAAUACGGUGGUACGCCUAGUUGCGGGUCCUGCCGUGUCAGCCACCUCCCCGCCCCCGGUCUUCUUGACUAUGCCUUGACACCGGCUCCAGGUGGGGGAGGAGGGGACAGUGAGGUAAAUGCAGCGCAAGUCCACACUCACAAGGAACUUACGCACGUGCAUGCGACUGUGCCUACUACAGCUUGGCGUAGAGCACACAACGAUAUCGUCGGCAACGACGGUCAAACCGUCGUGUCGGGAGUGCGAUGGAUCCAGCUCACGUUGACAUGCAUAUGACGCAGUAGGCCCAUGCUGUGUGUGAAUGUGCUGGGAGAGUGUGGACAGUGGUGGCGUAUACGGCGAAUGUGGGUUGGUGCUCCAGUCAAUUGUUCGCCCGUCUCUGUACGAUGAAUUCGCAGGCGACCGGCCAGACCGACGUGUGAGAUGAAUGUGCGUUCGCAAUGAGGACAGGUGUGGGCUGAGGUCACAUUGCUAGAUUUGAGGGUGCUGGUGAUCGUGGUGGUGGUGGUGGUGGUGGUGGUGGUGAUGGUGGUGGUGGUGGUGGUGGUGGUGGUGAUGAUGAUGAUGAUGAUGGUGAUGGUGAUGGUGAUGGUGACGGUGGUGUUGGUGGUGAUGGUGGUGGUGGUGAUGGUGGUGGUGGUGGCGGUGGUAGUGGUAGAUGGUUAUGGGACGUCGGACGUCGUCCCAUCGGUAGGGAGAGUGCAUGA